GUUAAAAUACAAACACGGUCGUUAGAGUAGCUUGAUAGCAUUUAAAGUACACGCACGCAUCUCACACACUGUUCACUAGGCGGCCAAUUAAUCCUUGAGCAUCGGGAAAUCAAAUCAAAUCUAAGACAAUGAAUUCCUGUAAUUCACGGGGCAUUUGUUUUAUUCUGACACUAGUUAUCAGCUUGGAUUUGUUUUGUGCUGAAUCUGAUACAGUCACCAACACACCUUGUGAUUGUAAACUACUGUCAGAUAAUGAUGACCGACUUUCCACCUCAGUCGACCAACUCGAAGAGAAAAUGGGUCAACUGCAAAAUAAACUAAAUGAACAAGCUGAAGAAAUAACAGCCUUACAAAAGCUUGUCAUCAAAUCUCAAGCCGAUAUUCAUAGCUUGGAGGAGACAUGUACUAAAAAUUGUGAAGGAAAAGUUGGACCACCGGGAAAACGUGGAGUGCGAGGAUACAGGGGACAAAGAGGACCAAAGGGACCAACCGGUGCUCAAGGGUUUAAUGGUAGUCGAGGGGAAGCUGGUCCAGCCGGUCUUAAAGGAAGUCAAGGAUUGCCUGGUCCGGCUGGAGAAAAGGGAGAAAUUGGUUCCCCUGGAAUAAAUGGAUCGAUAGGGAGACCAGGUGAAAAGGGAGAAAUUGGUCCCCCAGGAGUAAACGGAUCGAACGGCAGACCAGGUGAAAAAGGAGCAAUUGGAAGACCAGGUGAAAAUGGAGAAAUUGGUCCACCUGGAGUGAAUGGAUCGAUUGGCAGACCUGGUGAAAAGGGAGCAAUUGGUUCCUCUGGAGUAAAUGGAUCAAAUGGGAAUCCAGGUGAAAAGGGUUCAAUUGGCCCACCGGGAAUAAAUGGAUCGAUCGGCAGACCAGGUGAAAAGGGUGCAAUUGGCCCACCGGGAAUAAAUGGAUCGAUCGGCAGACCAGGUGAAAAGGGUGCAAUUGGCCCACCGGGAGUAAGUGGAUCAAACGGCAGACCAGGGGGAAAUGGUGCAAUUGGCCCACCAGGAGUAAAUGGAUCGAACGGCAGACCAGGUGAAAAGGGUGCAAUUGGCCCAACGGGAGUAGAUGGAUCGAACGGCAGACCAGGUGAAAAGGGUGCAAUUGGUCCACCGGGAGUAAGUGGAUCAAACGGCAGACCAGGGGAAAAGGGUGCAAUUGGCCCACCGGGAGUAAAUGGAUCGAACGGCAGACAAGGUGAAAAGGGUGCAAUUGGCCCACCGGGAGUAAGUGGAUCAAACGGCAGACCAGGGGAAAAGGGUGCAAUUGGCCCACCGGGAGUAAAUGGAUCGAACGGCAGACCAGGUGAAAAAGGUGCAAUUGGCCCACCGGGAGUAAGUGGAUCAAACGGCAGACCGGGUGAUAAGGGUGCAAUUGGCCCACCGGGAGUGAGUGGAUCAAACGGCAGACCAGGUGAAAAGGGUGCAAUUGGCCCAUCGGGAGUAAGUGGAUCAAACGGCAGACCAGGUGAAAAGGGUGCAAUUGGUCCCCCAGGAGUAAACGGAGACAUUGGUCCACCUGGAGUAAAAGGACAACCGGGUGAAAGGGGAGCAAUUGGCCUAACAGGACCAAAGGGUCAAAAAGGAGAUGAUGGUUCAAGCGGUUUGUAUAAUCUCUAGAUUCCCCAUCUAUUACUGUACACUUUACUACUAGAAAAGAUGAUAUGGCCAUUUAAGUAAUUAUUGAUUUAUUUUGAUCAUAAUCAGGUCAAUCGAUGUAAGUACAUGAAAGUUAUUGAGUGUGUAAGCAAGUGUUUAUUUUUUAUUUCAAUUCUAAUUUUGAUAAAUAACUAUUUUGUUUCAAAGAAUUCUGCCCAUGGGAUAUAUUGUAAAUCUUUAGAAAUGUAUAGCAUCACGUAAACAUAUUACUUGAAAAUGUUUAGACCAUCG
Owenia fusiformis is the source of this 1886-nucleotide messenger RNA. The record is from the annotation of a GenBank genome assembly. Lineage: Eukaryota; Metazoa; Annelida; Polychaeta; Sabellida; Oweniidae.